AUGGGCACUCUGCCCAAAUGUGAUGUGUGCCAGUACCAUCAUGCCGGCCAGUGCAGAGUUAGGAAAUGUGAAUCUUGUGGAAAGGUUGGCCAUUUGAAGGAGACAUGUUGGGCGGGUACUGGUCGUGGUAAUGGUGGUCAAAGAGGUUGUGGCGGCGGGAAUGGAAACAAUAACCGUGGUGGAAAUGGGUAUGGAAACCGCCCUCAAGGAGGAAUUGGCGGUAAUGGAAAUCGUGGUGGUUUUGGAAAUCAAACUGGUAGUGGAAACCAUGGAGCCAUUAACAAUCAAGGUGGUAACGGAAAUGGUAAUGGUCGGGGACCAGGUUGUUUUAACCGUGGAGAUGUGGGGCAUUUCAAGCGAGAAUGCCCAAAGCUCAAUCAAGCUCAAGGAAGGGUAUUCAACAUCGGAGCUAGGGAUGCUCGCCAGGAUCCGAACGUAGUUACUGGUGUUUCGAAGGAUCCAGAUGUUGUGGAAUUUUAUGAACUCAGACAGUGUGUUGGGGUUAAUCAUUUAAUUCACUUGGAGUCGGGUCGGGUGUUCGCAAGCAUUAUUCAUACCGGGCUUCAAAGUUUCAACAUCAAAAUUCGUACGGGAUUUGGGAACACGCGGGGUGAUGCAGCAUGA
Molecule: messenger RNA, 624 nt
Organism: Helianthus annuus (common sunflower)
Lineage: Eukaryota; Viridiplantae; Streptophyta; Magnoliopsida; Asterales; Asteraceae
Product: rRNA 2'-O-methyltransferase fibrillarin-like
Exons: 2
Coding region: 1-624 (207 amino acids)
Molecular function (GO): nucleic acid binding; zinc ion binding
Source: RefSeq, a predicted model, not a curated record